AUGAGCUUGGAGAAGUGCCAAAAUAUAACAUCUUUGAAUCUCAAUCUAGGCUAUAAUUACCUUGGCGCAGAUGGAGCUAAGAACAUAGGAAUGAGCUUGGAGAAGUGCCAAAAUAUAACAUCUUUGAAUCUUGAUCUAGCGGGUAAUGAGCUUGGCGCAGAUGGAGCUAAGAACAUAGGAAUGAGCUUGGAGAAGUGCCAAAAUAUAACAUCUUUGAAUCUCAAUCUAGGCAAAAUCAUUCAUCACUGA
Molecule: messenger RNA, 249 nt
Organism: Tetrahymena thermophila SB210
Lineage: Eukaryota; Ciliophora; Oligohymenophorea; Hymenostomatida; Tetrahymenidae
Product: kinase domain protein
Exons: 4
Coding region: 1-249 (82 amino acids)
Source: RefSeq, a predicted model, not a curated record